Molecule: messenger RNA, 2860 nt
Organism: Prunus dulcis (almond)
Lineage: Eukaryota; Viridiplantae; Streptophyta; Magnoliopsida; Rosales; Rosaceae
Product: katanin p80 WD40 repeat-containing subunit B1 homolog
Exons: 18
Coding region: 321-2843 (840 amino acids)
Biological process (GO): microtubule severing; microtubule depolymerization
Cellular component (GO): katanin complex
Molecular function (GO): microtubule binding
Source: RefSeq, a predicted model, not a curated record
UAGAGAACUUGGGGCUCGCUCUCUGACAGUCAAGGUCCUCAGAUUCUUCAAAAGCAAAGAGUUCCUUUGGUUUUCUUCAUCUUAUUUUUCACUGUUGAAUCUGAAUAUCGACUUCGUCUGUUAGAUUUUUCCAUUGGAAUCCAAUUCCUAUAUUUCUCAGUGGAUUUCCAUUUCAGCUGAAAUUUUUGAGAAAGGAAAGAAAAGCUGCUUCAGCUCAAAGCUCUAGUUCUGAUCAAGCUGAAGUUACCGAUAUCAAGUUGAAUUUUUCCGUUUACAGACGUCGUUUUUGCUCCGGAUUCAGCUUUUCCGACUAGCUCAGAAUGGCUAAGCGCGCAUAUAAGCUGCAGGAAUUUGUGGCUCAUUCAGACAAUAUUAAUUGUCUAAAUAUUGGGAAAAAGGCAUGUCGACUUUUUGUUACCGGCGGUGAUGAUCACAUUGUCAAUCUUUGGACAAUUGGCAAACCCACUUCUUUAAUGAGUCUUGCCGGUCAUACGAGUCCGAUUGAAUCCGUAGCUUUUAAUUCGGCAGAAGUUUUGGUACUUGCUGGAGCUUCUUCUGGUGUGACAAAAAUAUGGGAUCUUGAGGAAACAAAGAUGGUUCGCACACUUAGUGGACAUAGAUCCAGCUGUACUGCUGUUGAAUUUCAUCCAUUUGGUGAGUUCUUUGCUUCUGGUUCCACGGACACUAAUCUAAAGAUAUGGGAUAUUAGAAAGAAGGGAUGCAUCCACACGUACAAAGGUCAUACUCAAGGCAUCAGUACAAUUAAGUUCACGCCCGAUGGUCGCUGGGUAGUUUCUGGUGGGUUUGACAAUGUAGUAAAGGUAUGGGAUCUAACAGCUGGGAAGCUCUUGCAUGAUUUUAAAUUCCAUGAAGGACAUAUUCGAUCCAUAGGUUUUCAUCCCCUUGAGUUUCUCUUGGCCACAGGUUCAGCAGACAGAACUGUAAAAUUCUGGGAUUUGGAAACUUUUGAACUGAUUGGAUCUACCAGACCUGAGCCUACAGGAGUACGCGCAAUUGCUUUUCAUCCUGAUGGGAGGACCCUGUUUUCUGGAUUGGAUGACAGUUUGAAGGUUCAUUCAUGGGAACCUGUAAUAUGUCACGAUUCUGUUGAUAUGGGAUGGUCAAGACUUGGUGACUUAUGCAUUCAUGAUGGGAAACUAUUGGGCUGCUCAUACUAUCAAAAUUCUGUUGGAGUUUGGGUAGCGGAUGUAUCGCUUAUUGAGCCAUAUGCAGCUGGUUCUACACCUGUGCAAAAUGACGGUACAGCUCAGAAACCUUAUGUUAAACUUCAGGAAACCGCAGGGAAGGUAGAGAGUGGUAUAAGGAGACCAGGCUUGCGGUGUAUGUCUCCUGAUUAUGACACAAAGGACAUAAAAAACAUAUACAUUGAUUCUAGUGGAGGAAAGCCAGUUACCUCACAGAGAAUGGUUUCUCCAAGAGUUGUACCCUCGUUGGAUUCAAAGGAAGCCACUGCUGCAAAGCAGAGCCCUUCAGUAGGGUUGCAUCCAAAAUCUAACGAGCAAGUAGUCAAUAAAUCCCUGGUUGUGCCUAAUGUUGUACCUCGGAGCAGUCCUGAUGGAAAGGAUACGGCUAACUCUGGAAGGGAAGCUGUUGCUUUUUCAAGGACCAGACGUGGUAUGAUGCUCAAACCAGCUCAUGCACGAAGAGCAUCAAAUAGCAAAAUUGACUUCGAGGAGCUGCCACCGGAUGUUGAAUCUGGAAAACUUUGCAAUAUGAUGAGUAAAUUAGAUAGUGCAAUGGAUCUUAACUGUCAAACCAAAACUGUAUCAGAAGAUAGGGCUAGAGAGUCGUGCGAGGAAAAUCAUUCUGAGAUCAAGAGUGUAGAAGAGAAGUUUGAAAAAGUUAUAUCGCUGAAGAAGACCUCUAAUCAGGAAUCCAUAAAUGGAUCCCUCAAUUGCAGCAAGGAGGCAAACUCUGUUAAAUUUGUGAAUGGAGUUGCAGUUGUACCAGGAAGGACUCGCACCCUGGUUGAGAGAUUUGAAAGGAGAGAGAGAUUUGAUCGUAAUGAAGAUCAAGCAACUCGCAUAUCUAUUCCUGUAAUACCUGAAGACCAAGCAACUAGCAGAAUUAGUCCUGUGACACCUGAAGAUAAAGUAACUAGCAUAUCUGGUCCUAUGAUACCUGAAGUUGAAGCUAGUAUCUCUAAUCCUGUGAUACCUGAAGUUGAAGCUAGUAUCUCUAGUCCUUUGAUUCCUGAAGUUGAAACUAGCAUCUCUAGUCCUGUGAUACCUGAAAGGGAAAAAACAUCCACCAGGCUGCAGAAAGAAGGACCUCAAAUUUCUGGGAGGCAUAUCGCCUCUACAAAGAAUGGGGGUCCUAGUGAAGAUUUGACGCAAACUCAUGAAGUUUUUCUCAGUACCCUUCGUUCCCGCCUGACAAAAUUGCAGGUGGUGCGGCAUUUUUGGGAACGGAAUGAUAUUAAAGGUGCUAUUGGUGCUAUCAGGAAGCUGCCAGAUCAUUCUGUACAAGCGGAUGUUAUUAGUGUUCUCCUAGAGAAAAUGGAUAUCCUCACUUUAGAUCUCUUUUCUCGUUUGCUUCCUGUGCUUCUGGGCCUACUUGAUAGCAAGAUUGAAAGGCAUGCAAUUGUGUCGUUGGAGAUGCUAUUGAAGCUAGUGGCAGUCUUUGGCCCAGUGAUACACUCGACCAUUUCAGCACCUCCAGCUGUUGGUGUCAACCUUCAGGCAGAGCAAAGGCUCCAAUGCUGCAACCAAUGCUUUAUCCAGCUGCAGAAGAUCCAGAAAAUUCUUCCGGUCUUUGUAAGGAGGGGUGGUGUGCUGGCAAGAUGUGCUCAGGAAUUGAAUCUAGUUCUUCAACAGUCAUAAGAACAGAUACUGUCUGC